AUGGCUGCUAUUGAAGUUGAAUCUUAUCCUCGUCGGUCACCAAAGUAUUUGUCUGGUGAACCGUCUAGGAAAGUUAAACGGGAAUCAGACAAAGGAAUACUAGAACUUCUUCCAACACCCACUGAUGGAAUAAAAAACUAUUAUAUGAACAAGAUUGAUGAGCACCAGUUUAUUUACACCGAAAAGGUACUGAAUCUUCGAAGAUUAGAGGCUCAGCGAAAUGAGUUGAAUGCCAAAGUUCGAAUGCUUCGGGAAGAGCUGCAACUGUUGCAAGAACAGGGUUCAUUUGUUGGAGAAGUCAUUAAAGCAAUGGACAAGAAGAAAGUUCUUGUGAAGGUUCAGCCUGAGGGGAAAUAUGUUGUAGAUAUUGACAAAAAUAUUGAAAUGUCUCAGAUAUCACCGAAUUGUCGGGUCGCUUUACGUAGUGACAGUUACACGUUGCACAAGAUUCUGCCCAGCAAGGUGGACCCUCUAGUCUCACUAAUGAUGGUAGAAAAGGUCCCAGACUCCACCUAUGAAAUGAUUGGUGGUUUAGACAAGCAAAUUAAAGAAAUAAAAGAAGUUAUUGAACUACCUGUGAAACACCCUGAGCUUUUCGAUGCUCUGGGAAUAGCACAGCCUAAAGGUGUUUUGUUAUACGGACCUCCUGGUACAGGCAAGACUUUGUUGGCGCGUGCUGUUGCUCAUCAUACAGAAUGUACAUUCAUUCGUGUCAGUGGUUCCGAACUCGUCCAGAAAUUCAUUGGUGAAGGAGCGAGAAUGGUUCGCGAGUUAUUCGUCAUGGCACGAGAACAUGCACCCUCUAUUAUUUUCAUGGACGAAGUUGACUCAAUUGGAUCUACCAGAUUAGAAAGUGGCACAGGUGGUGACAGUGAAGUUCAGCGUACUAUGUUGGAGCUUCUCAAUCAGUUAGAUGGAUUUGAACCAAAACAGAACAUUAAGGUUAUCAUGGCCACCAAUCGUAUUGAUAUACUUGAUUCAGCGCUCCUGAGGCCUGGAAGAAUUGAUAGAAAAAUCGAAUUUCCUGCUCCAAAUGAGGAGGCUCGAUUAGACAUCCUAAAAAUACAUUCUCGGAAGAUGAACCUAACAAGAGACAUUGAUUUACGUAAACUAGCAGAAUCAAUGCCUGGUGCUAGUGGUGCAGAAGUUAAAGGAGUUUGUACAGAAGCCGGAAUGUAUGCUUUACGAGAACGCCGAGUUCAUGUUACUCAAGAAGACUUCGAGUUGGCUGUUGCUAAGGUAAUGCAAAAAGAUUCAGAGAGGAACGUAUCUAUCAAGAAACUAUGGAAAUAA
This is a messenger RNA of Trichobilharzia regenti, 1293 nucleotides long. NCBI's taxonomy places the organism in Eukaryota, Metazoa, Platyhelminthes, Trematoda, Strigeidida, Schistosomatidae. The record is from the annotation of a GenBank genome assembly.